AGUCGUCCAGUUGCAAAAGUGCGUAAGUCCAAUUUCAACCAAAAUCGAUAUUUUACCAUUUUCUUUUUAUUUGUCCAUCAUUGAUUUCUUGUACAAAUUCUCAAGUUUCAAAACACGUUAUUUCCUACUUAAUUUUUAAUUUAAAAAUUGAAUACAGUUGCAAAACAGGGUAAGUCCAUUGGUAUUGUGAUACCAAAAAGUAGUAUGUCCCGAGUAAUUAUAGUACAGCUGCAAAACGGAGUAAAUCCCUAUCCAUUGGUUCCAUGUGUUCAAGCACACAAUUACAAAAGUUAGUACAGGUACUUUGUUCAUCGAUUCAUUCAACCAUUUUUAAGUAAAAUUAAUAUAAAAAUGGUUUUAGCUCAGUUUAUGGUUUAAUAUUAUAUAGAAACAUAUUGGUUUAAAAUACUUGUGAUAACAUUUUGAUACGGUAAUCUGGAAGGAUUUCAUGAUAAUAAUAUUACCUCGCGCGUAAUAGUAAUAGUUUCAUUAAAUAACUCAAUGCAAAACAAUAAUAUAAUUUCAAUUGCAACACCCGGGAAUGCAAGGAAAAAGACUGCAGUUCCAUCUCAAUGGAAACGAGAAAAGGAAAAACGACGAAGACAUUCAUCUACUGGAUUUCCAACUCGCCCUAAAUGUGAACAUAACAAUUCAAACCAACGGCAAUACCAAUGUAAAACCUUAACUAUGCAAGACUUGAGACGAGCUCACCAAAUGUUCUAUGAUUUACCGGACAAAAUUAAGCAAGACGAAAUAAUUUUGAGGUUUGUUGUUAUCAGUCCCAUACACAGAAAUCGUUCACGUAAGGAUUGUUUCGAAAAACAGGUAUCUAUAAAAUAUUUUAUGCCAAAACUUAAUGCAAAUGGUGGCCGUGAAAAUGUAUUAGUUUGUAAAAAAGCAUUUACAGAUAUUUUUAGAAUUUCUAAAAAAAGAGUAGAUUUUGUAUGUAAAAAUUAUUUUAAGACUGGCCAAUCUCCGAAAGAAAAUCGAGGUGGACAAAGACCGGCGCCAAAAUAUGAAAUCCAAAGGGAAAUGGUGAAGGCAUUCAUUUUAAAACUUAAACCUAUCGAAUCCCAUUACUGUCGUGAAAAAAAUACCAAUCGACAGUAUUUGCCCAGUGAAAUGUCAAUUUCCUCGUUGUAUAAAGUUUUCAAUGAUACUACACCGGGACAAGACGUAAAAUAUGAUUUUUUUCGCUCAAUUUUUUGUACGGAUUUCAAUAUUGGGUUCGGGUCUCCAGCAACAGAUUGUUGUUCUUUAUGUAUCUCAUUAACACAAAAAAUCAAAGUAACUCGAUGUUUAAUCGAAAAAAGAGAAUUAAGCACCAAACUGGAAGUUCAUAAAAAAAAGGCUGAUGCAUUCUAUAAAUUAUUACAAAAUGAAAAUGAUGGAGAGAUAACAUUUUCAUUUGACUGUCAAAAAAACUUAGUGUUACCCAAAGUUCCCGAUCAAAGUGCCUACUAUUCCAGACAAUUGUACUUAUAUAAUUUUACGGUUUGCCAAGGUACAUCAAAAUCAAAACAAUUAAAAGAAAAUACGUUUAUGUAUUUAUGGUUAGAAACAGACUAUAAAAAAGGAUCAAAUGAAAUCGCAUCCUUUGUUUAUCAUUGUUUAAAAAACACAAAUUUAAUGAAUAUACACACUAUUCGACUGUUUUCUGAUGGAUGUGGAGGGCAGAAUAAAAAUCAAGUUAUGUUGUUCAUGCUUUCGAAAUUCUUACAGGAAUNAUAA
Messenger RNA from Daktulosphaira vitifoliae (grape phylloxera), 1731 nucleotides. RefSeq lists its product as uncharacterized. The coding region runs from base 502 to 1731 and encodes 409 amino acids. Lineage: Eukaryota; Metazoa; Arthropoda; Insecta; Hemiptera; Phylloxeridae. The transcript has 2 exons. The record is from RefSeq and is a predicted model, not a curated record.